CCCGCCCCCGUCUCCUCCCUCCGCCCGCCUCGCUCGCUCUCCUCCCCACGCCCCUGCUCAGCCCGCGGAGUGCAGGCGCGGAUCCGGGAGAGAGGGCGCCUUCUCCCAGCGCCGGCUGCGCCUUCCCCGCUCGCUUCUGUGCGUCCCGCAGCCGUGCGGCGCGACGGCGCGACUUUCCUCUGGUCCCGGGACGGCAGUGGGACAACUUGGAAAACUUCUCUGGGGCAGACUGCGGAGACGCCGGGCACUGGUGGGAGAGGUUGUGGGAGAGGGAUGGCUGGUCACGGGUGUCCCCGGACCUCCUAGGCCGCUUUCGGGCAGGCUAUGGGACAUCUGCACCGCCGGGGGGACGACCCCCAGCAGUAGCGGAGCCAGGGUGGCGCUGUCUCCCACGCGCCGUGGGUUUGGCCAGCACCGGUCCCUCUGGACGCGUCCGGCCCCACCAUGGACUACCAGGAGCCCUACUCGGUGGAGGCCACCGCCGCCAUCGCGUCGGUUAUCACCUUUCUCAUCCUUUUCACCAUUUUCGGCAAUGCGCUGGUCAUUCUGGCCGUGUUGACCAGCCGCUCACUCCGCGCACCACAAAACCUGUUCCUGGUGUCACUGGCGGCCGCCGACAUCCUGGUGGCCACUCUCAUCAUCCCUUUCUCUCUGGCCAACGAGCUGCUGGGCUACUGGUACUUCUGGCGCACAUGGUGCGAGGUCUACCUGGCGCUGGACGUGCUCUUCUGUACCUCCUCCAUCGUGCACCUGUGCGCCAUCAGCCUGGACCGUUACUGGGCAGUGAGCCGGGCGCUGGAGUACAACUCCAAGCGCACCCCGCGCCGCAUCAAAUGCACCAUCCUCACUGUGUGGCUCAUUGCAGCCGUCAUUUCCCUACCGCCCCUCAUCUACAAGAGCGACCAGCGCCCGGAGCCCCGCGGGCUCCCCCAGUGUGAGCUCAACCAAGAGGCGUGGUACAUCUUGGCUUCCAGCAUCGGCUCUUUCUUUGCUCCCUGCCUCAUCAUGAUCCUCGUCUACCUGCGAAUCUACGUGAUUGCCAAGCGCAGCCACUGCAGAGGUCGCAGGGCCAAGAGGGCCUCAGGGGAAGGUGAGUCCAAGAAGCCCCGUCCUGUCGUUGGGGGAGCGCCAACCUCAGCUAAGGUGCCCACCCUGGCCUCUCCUCUGUCUUCUGUGGGAGAGGCCAAUGGACACCCCAAGCCUCCAAGAGAGAAGGACGAGGAGGAGAGCGCUGAAGAUCCUGAGUCCAGGGCUCUGCCUCCCGGCUGGUCUGCCCUUCCCAGAUCAGCCCAGAGCCAGAAGAGGGACCCUGGUGGGGUAACUGCAGAGGAAGCAGCGGAAGAGGAAGAGGAGGUGGGAGAACGCGAACCCCCAACACUGCCAGCGCCUCCCGCCUCAGUACGCGGCCCAGCCUUGCAGCAGCCUCAGGCUUCCCGGGUGCUGGCUACACUGCGUGGCCAGGUGCUUCUGGGCAGGGAUGUGGGUGCUGCCAGCGGGCAGUGGUGGCGCCGGAGGGCACAGCUGAGCCGAGAGAAGAGGUUCACCUUCGUGCUGGCGGUGGUCAUUGGCGUCUUUGUGGUCUGCUGGUUCCCUUUCUUCUUCAGCUACAGCCUGGGGGCCAUCUGCCCCCAGCACUGCAAGGUACCACAUGGCCUCUUCCAGUUCUUCUUCUGGAUCGGCUACUGCAAUAGCUCGUUGAACCCGGUCAUCUACACCAUCUUCAACCAGGACUUCCGCCGUGCCUUUCGCAGGAUCCUUUGCCGGCAGUGGACUCGGACUACCUGGUGAGCCUGCCUGCUCACUGCCUGUGCCUGGGUUGGUACCAGGACCACCCCCCAUAGUCUAUGUGGCCACUUCCCUGGGACCCACUUGCAGACCUCAUCCUCAGGCCCCCUCCCGCCCCCCCCCAAAGGGGAAAGAACAAAAGUGCUGUUCCAAGGGGCCCAUUUGAAACCUCCCCUUGCUGACUGUACUGUGGGGUAACUUUUCCCUACUCUCUCCUGAGCAAGGGUAGCUUGGACCUUUCCAAAUGUGGCCAAGGACAGACAGGAAUAGAAUACCUCCCUACCAGCCACCUGUAAGCCAACAGGCAGGCUUCCCUUUCCUGGAGACCCCCUGUGCCUUGGCAGGCCACUUGUGGUGGUUUUGUUGUUCUUCUUGUUGUUCUUUUGUUUGUUUGUUUGUUUGAUUUUUAUUUUUUUGAGACAGGGUCUUCUAGCCCAGAUCAGUCUCAGACUCGCUGUGCAGCCUAAGGAUGAUCUUGAAAUUCUGGUAAUCCUGCCGUCACCUUCCAGUGCUAGCAUUACAGGUGUUCACCACCAUGCCUGGUUUUUGUGAUACGGGGGAUUGGAUUCCGGGCUUCAAGCAUGCUAGGCAAGCAUUCAACCAACUGAGCUACAUCCCCAGCCUUGAUCUUCCUCAUGCCCUUCAAAGAGCAGGACGCCAGUCUUCUGCAUGUCCCAGGAGGACCUGAUGUUGAGAAAGAGGAUGAAAUGAAGAUGAUUCACCCAUGUUGAGCACCUGUGGUUCAGUGACUACUGGGAUGGGGUAGUUAUGGGCUAGCAUUGUUCUGUUUAGAUUUGUAGCUCUUUUAAGGCUAGAAGCAUGGGUUGGUUUUCUCACUCAGCAUCCCUCUGGGAGGCAAGUGGGCAUGUGGAUGCCGGGGGAGAGGGGGUCUGGAAGCCUGGCCUCAGCCUCAAUAGGGGCUCCUGAUCAUUGGCAUUCACCCUUGCAAAGAGCAGAGCGACAAUUGCCUGCCGCCUACUUGCGGCAGGGAGAUGAAAGGCUUUGCAGAGAGCUUUGAGCUCCAUGGGGGAAAAGCGCUAGAGAGCCAGCAAAUGUGAUUAUCUGGUGAUAUAAAAAUCCCUUUCCUGUGUGUUUACCGCUGUGAGCCUUCCUGUAGACUUUUGUUCUGUGCUUGGGGUGUGUGAAUUCCUACCCCAAACUGGAAGUGGGUUGAGGUGAAUUCCAGAAUUUCUUUGAGAAUACAUUCUUGUGCCUGAAAAGGUUGGCGCUAUUAUGCUGAUGUCGGCUUCUCCAUCGGUUACCUGUAACACCAACAGAGUUCUCAGUGGCUUGGUACCAGCCCCAUUAGGGGAUAAGUCCUUUGUCAUCGAGCAGGCAAAUCGUUUCCCUAAGCUAAAAAUACUCACAUCAAGGAAGCAGUCUGAGAUGAGAUCCUCAGGUGGAGUGCUGGGGCUAGAGCAGAGCCACCCUCUGCGGGGCCCGGACAACUCCCUGAACCCCAUGUGGGCCUGUGGAGACAUAACUAAUUCUGCCCUAGCCUAGAAGCACGUCUCUCUGGCUGUUAAGAACCCUCACAGUGAUAUGGCUAUGCACCGGGGCGCCUCUGCCUCCUGGUUGUCUCCCCAACUUAGGAAGUGCUCCCCAGAGUGACUGGGCACCUAUAAGGGCACCUGUAGCUUGGGCAACAGACCUCUUAGCCUCUGGGAAGGGACAGCUUGAGCCAAGCAGGCUAUUAGUCCAGGAUGGAUUUAUCAGAUUUGGAAGGUGCUAAGGGAGUUUUCACGAGUAGAGACAAUGGUGGGUACCAGGUAGAAUCCCCCCUAGAGAGGAUGACUGGUCCUGGGUUGGUUGGUUGCAGUUGUGAGGCCAGGACAUUGAUUUGGGUGUGGCUGGGGGCUGAUUGUUUGUUUGUUUGUUUGUUUGUUUAUUUGAUUGGUUUUGGUUUUUUGGAGACACAUUUUCUCUGUGUAGCCCUGGCUGUCGUGGAACUCACACUCCCUCGACCAGGCUGGCCUUGAACUCACAGAGAUCCACCUGCCUCUGCCUCCCACGUGCUGGAACUAAAGGCAUGUGCCACCAGCUGAGGGGCUGAUUUGUAACCAUCUGUUGGCUGAUCUUGGGUAUGCUCCUUGGGACCCAGGCCCCCUGUUGUGAUAUGCAGGUGUUUCUAAGACUCUGAACUAUUUUAUCAAUAAAGGUUAUUUUGUA
Psammomys obesus (fat sand rat) is the source of this 3954-nucleotide messenger RNA. It is a transcript of the gene Adra2b, whose product is annotated as adrenoceptor alpha 2B. The record is from RefSeq and is a predicted model, not a curated record. The transcript has a single exon. Gene Ontology annotation, biological process: adenylate cyclase-activating adrenergic receptor signaling pathway; regulation of vasoconstriction; regulation of smooth muscle contraction. Bases 445 to 1788 code for a protein of 447 amino acids. Gene Ontology annotation, cellular component: membrane. NCBI's taxonomy places the organism in Eukaryota, Metazoa, Chordata, Mammalia, Rodentia, Muridae. Gene Ontology annotation, molecular function: alpha2-adrenergic receptor activity.